Aspergillus luchuensis is the source of this 1407-nucleotide messenger RNA. RefSeq names its product secretory pathway gdp dissociation inhibitor (gene GDI1). The record is from RefSeq and is a predicted model, not a curated record. The transcript is spliced from 8 exons. Gene Ontology annotation, molecular function: Rab GDP-dissociation inhibitor activity. Bases 1 to 1407 code for a protein of 468 amino acids. NCBI's taxonomy places the organism in Eukaryota, Fungi, Ascomycota, Eurotiomycetes, Eurotiales, Aspergillaceae. Gene Ontology annotation, cellular component: cytoplasm. Gene Ontology annotation, biological process: small GTPase-mediated signal transduction; vesicle-mediated transport; protein transport.
AUGGAGGAGAUUGCCCCCGAGUAUGAUGUUGUGGUGCUCGGCACUGGGUUGACCGAGUGUGUCCUCUCGGGUGUUCUCAGUGUCAAGGGAAACAAGGUGCUUCACAUCGAUCGCAAUGAUCACUAUGGAGGUGAGGCUGCCUCGGUGAACAUUGAAACUCUGUUCAAGAAGUACGGCAACGUCCAGCCCGGCGACGAGCCCUGGAAGAAGUAUGGUCGCGUCAACGACUGGAACAUCGACUUGGUCCCCAAGUUGCUCAUGGCCAACGGAGAGUUGACCAACAUUCUGGUUUCCACCGAUGUUACGAGAUACCUCGAGUUCAAGCAGAUUGCUGGCAGCUACGUCCAGCAAGGCAAGGGUCCCAAGGCCACCGUUGCCAAGGUGCCCUCUGAUGCUGGUGAAGCUCUGCGCUCAUCUCUCAUGGGCAUGUUUGAGAAGCGGAGAGCUAAGAAGUUCCUGGAAUGGGUUGGUGAAUUCAAGGAGGAUGACCCCUCCACCCACCAGGGUCUGAACAUCCACAACUGCACAAUGAAGGAAGUGUACGACAAGUUCGGACUGGAGGCCAACACCUGUGACUUUGUUGGUCACUCCAUGGCCCUGUACUCAUCCGAUGAGUACAUCCACAAGCCGGGUAUGGCUGUCGAGACCAUCAACCGCAUCCGUCUGUACGUGAACUCGAUGGCACGCUACGGAAAGUCCCCCUACAUCUACCCUCUCUACGGUCUGGGCGAGCUUCCCCAGGGUUUCGCUCGUCUGUCCGCUAUCUACGGAGGUACCUACAUGCUCAACACCUCUGUUGACGACGUUCUCUACGACGAGAGCGGCAAGGUUUCCGGCAUCAAGGCUACCAUGAAGGACCGUGACAACGAGGCCGAGUCCAUGACUUUCUCCACCAAGACCAAGAAGAUUCUCGCAGACCCCUCAUACUUCCCCGGAAAGGCCAGAGUCACCGGCUACCUGCUGAAGGCCAUUUGCAUCCUGAACCACCCCAUCGACAAGACCGACAGCAGCGACUCGCUGCAGCUGAUCAUCCCCCAGUCGCAGGUCGGCAGAAAGCACGAUAUCUACAUCGCCAUGGUGUCGUCGGCUCACAACGUCUGCCCCAAGGGCUACUACAUUGCCAUCGUCUCCACCAUUGCCGAGACGGAUGCCAACCACCACCUGGAGCUGGAGCCUGGGUUCGAGCGCCUGGGUAAGAUUGAGGAGAAGUUCAUGGGUGCUCCUAUUCCUCUGUAUGAGCCUAUCGAGAGCGGUGAGAAGGACAACAUCUUCAUCUCCAAGAGCUACGACCCUUCGUCCCACUUUGAGACCACAACCGACGAUGUGCGGGACAUCUACCGUCGCGCGACGGGCGAGGAGUUGGUUGUUGAGGGUCUCCGGGAGGGCCAGAAGCUUGCGGAGGAGUAA